AUGGCAGAUUGCCAUCAAGUGCGUGGCAAUGACUCCAAGAUCGACGGCACUGCCGAGGACAAGAAGGACGUGCAGUGCGACGCUGAAGAUACCACGUCAGGAUACGAUGACUUCUGCCUCUUGACUUCGUCCAUCAUUAAGCUGGAUCCCAAGGACGUGUUGAUCAUCAAGGACGGUACCGUGCGCGUCGCCGAGUCCCUAGACCGUGAGCAGCUGGAUGCCAACGGAACCGCCGUGAAGGCAUCAGGCAGUUGGACCAAGGCCGAACAUGAGCGCUUCUUGUGUGCAAUGAAGACAUUCCCAAAGGGUCCAUGGAAAGCCAUUGCCGAGAUGGUCGGUACUCGGACGGUGCGCCAAACGCAGACACACGCCCAGAAGUACCGGGAGAAGUUGGCCCGCCGCAUGCGGGGUCUCCGCAACCGGAACGGUACCCUGCAGAACCCACCUAUGGCAGGAAUGGCGGGCUACCCUCAUUACAUUAUCCCUUCCUACACAAGCAUGCACGAACAUGGCUAUCAACAUGCGGCUCAUUCUGGUAAAACGGGAUACACCUCCACGGCUACUCUUGCAAGAACUUCAUCACUACCAUCCAUGCCCCUGCACAGUCUACCCCUCGAUCACAACCACACACCGUACGUUUCCACUGCAUUGCCGGUCUCGAUUGCCAUGGUGAGUUCGGAGUUUAGCCAAAUGAGCACGUCUAUGACUUCUCCGAGUGCUGUUAUCGAAAACGGAAUCUACCUAUCACCCUGGGAAACCAACGGGGCUGAAAACAAGCCGACGGUGCCUGACUUUGACGAAUCCAUGGAUUUUCUCAUGGAUGUGUACUCGUCAAACCCCAGCGAGAUCAACACGGUGAUGCCAUCACAAUCGAUCGGGAUGACCGUGACGCCAACCGCUUGUAUCCCGCGCGCGCCACCGACACCGAUGUCAUCCUUGGUGAUGAAGCGGCACCCAGGGUACGGGCUUAUUCAACAAGAGAGAAGGCAUGCAAAGCUAGACAUGAGAGAGCAAGAGGUAAAAGCGUAUGAUUCGACUUGA
This is a messenger RNA of Peronospora farinosa, 1041 nucleotides long. The record is from the annotation of a GenBank genome assembly. Lineage: Eukaryota; Oomycota; Peronosporomycetes; Peronosporales; Peronosporaceae.